AUCGCCGCGCUUUGUUCUUUUCCACGUUUUGUAGUGCGCCCGGUCUGACCCUCAGUCAAGAUGUCGGCGCUGUAUCUCUUCCCCAUGUGUGUCCGAGCGAGUCGGGGCUUCCUCCGGAUCAGAACCGGCUCGGGUCCGGGUCCGGGCGCCGGGUCACCGACCUGGAUUCGGGCUCUUUCCUCGGAGAAGUCCAGUAGCGGCGGAUUAGCGCAGUCUAUCCUUCAAGAACGGCUAUUGCAAAAGCAUGGAAGUGAGGGGAAGCCCCCUCCUGACUCGGAAGGGACAGGGGAACCCCGGGAUUCGGAGCAGAAACAACAGCAGGAAGGGGGUGACGAAAAGAAACGGAACGACAACACCGCCUACGCCAAGAAGAUGGUGCUGAGACUGGCAGGGGUGCUGGGGGUGGGCACUGCUGUUGGCAUGGUCUGUAUAUUCGGCAGCCAUUCAGUAGACGAACAAGGAAAUAAGAUUCCAGAUGAGUUUGAUCAAGACCCCCCAGUGCUGCAGCAAUUACGGAGAACGUAUCAGUAUUUUAAAGACUACAGACAAAUGAUCAUUGAGCCGACGAGCCCCAAGCUCCUCCCAGAUGUGCUCAAGGAGCCGUACUACCAGCCACCCUACACCCUGGUGCUGGAGCUCACAGACGUGCUGCUGCACCCAGAGUGGUCGUUGGUCACAGGCUGGCGUUUCAAGAAGAGGCCGGGCAUCGAGUAUUUAUUUCAGCAGCUGGCUCCUCUGUACGAGAUCGUCAUCUUCACAGCUGAGACUGGCAUGACCGCCUUCCCCCUGAUAGACAGCAUCGACCCACACGGCUUCGUCAUGUACCGGCUGUUCCGAGACGCAACACGCUACGUGGAUGGACACCACAUCAAGGAUGUGUCCUGUCUGAACAGGGACUCCUCCAAGGUGGUUGUGGUGGACUGCAAGAAGGAGGCGUUCAGUCUGCAGCCCUUCAACGGGCUUGCGUUGCAGAAAUGGGACGGGAGCUCGGAGGACAGGACUCUGUACGACCUGGCAGCCUUCCUCAAGACGAUCGCUCUCAGUGGGGUGGAUGAUGUGCGCUCGGUGCUGGAGAACUACGCCCUGGAAGACGAUCCUAUCGAGGCUUUCAAACGCAGACAGGCCCAGCUUGCCCAGGAGGAGCAGAGCAGAGUUUCGGAACUCAGCCAGCAGAAGCAGCAGGGCCUGUCCCUGGGCUCCAUCGUGGGACGCUUGUGGGGCAGAAGCAAGCAGCAGUGACCUCACUGCAGCACACCGACCAACCACAGACCUCCUUACUGAGCAGCCAGCUAACCAGCCAACCGGCCGCCGCGGGGACAAAGAAGCAAGUACGGAAGGAAGGAGGCAGGCUGAGGGCUGCUCCUGCUGUCCAAUCGGGUCCCAGCCCAGUGGUGAUGUCACAAUAGGUGUGGGAGGGGCUCCGGGAGGCAGAUGUUUUAUCUUCAUGAUUUUUUUUUUUUUUUUUUUUUUUUUUUUUUUGUUCCUCUAAGCCAGGGGUCGCCCACCCUGGUCCUGGAGAGCCCCUAUCCAGCAGGUUUUCUAGGUGUCUUUACAUCAUCAGAUCUUGACCUAAUUAAGACAAUAAUUGGUUCAAUUAGUAACUGAGAGAUUGGUUGAAACGAAAACCAGCAACCACAAUAGCUCUCCAGGACCAGGGUAGGGGACCCCUGGUCUAAGCAGUAUCCCUGUCGUGUUUUUUUUUCUUUCCAAACUGACCUCCCGUUGCAAAGCAGUUUGAGACUUCGAGUGAUCCUGGAAUGGGUGACACUUCUACACAAUAGGAGUCUUAUUCCCACCCCUGCUUGCAUGCACGCACGCACACUCACACACACACACACACACACACAGCUGUUAAUGUGAUCACCCUCAGUGUUACAGGCAAGAAGCUCAGUGGCGUCUUCGAACUGCUUUGCAACGGAAGUCUUUUCUUUGACCCAAAUUCAGGGAUCAGGCUCCACUAAGCUAGUAACAAACAGGGUCCCCUGCACUCUGAAAAUAAAAUCUGUCUUCGGUGGAUUGUCCUAUUUGUAAAACAACUGUAAUGUUAGCGUACAAUAUGUGAUAUAAUACAGUUUAAUACAAUACGGUACAAUAAACUGAGAAUCGAAAAUGCAAGUCUUUCUCUUCCCCCACCAAGCCCCCUCGAUAGGGAUACUGCCCUGUGAAAUGCUUUUUAUUAUCAAGUCUCAAUAGGGGCAGGGAUAUCACGUGCAUAGUUCUUUAUGUUUUACAAACUUUGCUAUUUUGUAUUUUGUAUUUAUUUAGAGUAGUCGAUGGUAAUAAAAAUAAAUAGUGAUAUUGUACUGAA
Messenger RNA from Acipenser ruthenus (sterlet), 2308 nucleotides. It is a transcript of the gene timm50, whose product is annotated as translocase of inner mitochondrial membrane 50 homolog (S. cerevisiae). Bases 61 to 1239 code for a protein of 392 amino acids. The transcript is spliced from 11 exons. The record is from RefSeq and is a predicted model, not a curated record. Gene Ontology annotation, molecular function: phosphoprotein phosphatase activity. Lineage: Eukaryota; Metazoa; Chordata; Actinopteri; Acipenseriformes; Acipenseridae.